Molecule: messenger RNA, 639 nt
Organism: Canis lupus familiaris (dog)
Lineage: Eukaryota; Metazoa; Chordata; Mammalia; Carnivora; Canidae
Product: ral guanine nucleotide dissociation stimulator-like
Exons: 5
Coding region: 1-639 (212 amino acids)
Source: RefSeq, a predicted model, not a curated record
AUGUGUGGGAACAUCAGAAUAGAGCCCUCAGGGGAGGCCUGGUGUGCUGGGGGCGGCCGGAAGGGGCAUCAGAUUGUCCCGAAGAAGCUCAGCCGGACGGAGCUGCUGGGGCACGAAGACCGACAACUGCUGCUCGCCUUGCAGCGCAGGGACGUCAUCUCCAUUUGCAGCUUCUUAGACGACUAUCGUGGAUUCGCCACCACGGAGGAGGUGCUGGACCUGCUGUUCACCGAAUAUGGGUACAUCGUAGCUGCAUGUGGUGACGACGACACGGUCCAGCGUUGGAAACUGGCCAUCUCCUGCAUGCUGGAAAUAUGGCUGGAUUAUUAUGGGGACGACUUUUGUCAGCUCCCCGAAUUUCCCUCCCUUAUGAAAAUUCUGCAAUUCGUAAGACAGCACAUGCCAGGUUCAGACGUGGAACUCCGUGCCCGGCGUAACCUCCAGCAAUUCAGACGCCUCCAUACAGUGGAGCCAGAGGCUGGGGCUUCAGCCCAAGGAAAACACCCUGAAGCAGCUCAGGAGCAAGUCCCAGCUCUGACCGUGGGGACUGCUGCCCCGUCGGGGCCUGCGGGGAUCCAGGCCGUCCCGGCUGCUGGGGCUGAGGGCUCGGCCCGCGCUGAAGCGCCGCUGGGGAGGUGA